Messenger RNA from Coregonus sp. 'balchen', 2832 nucleotides. Lineage: Eukaryota; Metazoa; Chordata; Actinopteri; Salmoniformes; Salmonidae. The record is from the annotation of a GenBank genome assembly.
AUGGCAGAGGCUGAUCGACCAGGGAAGCUCUUCAUUGGUGGCCUGGACACUGAAACUAACGAGAAGGCCCUUGAGAAGUAUUUCAGCAAAUAUGGCAGAAUAGUAGAAGGUAAAAAAAUGUUGGUUAACAAUCAAUACUUAAAAAGAUGUUUGCUAACUCAAGAGUCCAACUAAAUGGAUUGCCAUUGCAUGGUAAUAGUUAUGUCCCUUGCUAUUGUAUGAGGGCAGAUUCAAGAGUACAUUUUACCAAGCUGCAAUGUCUCGAUUCCUUUAGUGGAUAAACUGUUAUGAUUAAGUCAAGUGUGAGCAAUUCCGUUAAUAACCAAAUGGUUUUGAUCAGCAAUGGGCUGGUAAAACACACCAGUACCUGGAGCGGCAGGUAGCUUAGUGGUUAAGGGAGUUGUGCCAGUAACCGAAAGGUCGCUGGUUCUAAUCCCCGAGCCGACUAGGUGAAAAAACUGUCUGUGCAUUUAACCCUAAUUGCUCCUGUAAGUCGCUCUGGAUAAGAGCGUCUGCUAAAUGACUAAAAUGUAAGAAGUAAAGAGUAUCAGUUCAGAUUUAUAUUUUGUAACUUAGGACACUUCCUGUGUGAGUACUACUUAAGUAGACAUUUCUUUCUUUCCAGUUCUGUUGAUGAAAGACCGUGAAACGAACAAAUCAAGAGGGUUUGCUUUUGUGACCUUUGAGAGUCCAGCAGAUGCAAAGGAUGCUGCGCGUGAAAUGAAUGGGAAGGUAAACCGUUGUGUAUUGUUUUUAUUAACUUAAAUGACCCUAACUUCUGUAGAUUGUAUACGUUUCUAAUGAAAAAUGUAAUCUAUUUACUUCUCAGUCGCUUGAUGGUAAGCCAAUUAAGGUUGAACAAGCUACAAAGCCUCAGUUUGAGUCAGCAGGCAGACGUGGCCCACUCCCCAUGCGCGGCCGUGGUCCCCCUAGAGGCCCUCGAGGAUCUAGAGGAGCACCAAGUGGAAUGAGGGGUCCACCAUCCAGAGGUACCUUUACAAAAGUACUCACAGGGGUUGUUAUAUUGGGCAUUUAUGCAAAGUCUUAUUGUAAAACCACCUAAAUUGGAAUAAGUACAUAGGCUAUGAAACUGUGGCAUUGAUGUCUUUUGAAUUGACUUUUCAAAUUGUUUCAAGUUCUGAGCUUGCCAUUAAUAUUUGCAUUUCUUGUCUGCCAAAAGACUACUAUGAUAACGUAGGGAUUGUAGAACCCUUUUUCAAAGGGAUUUCCUCCAGAGGCCCCCCACCACUGAAGAGGGGACCUCCGAUUCGUAAUGGAGGCCCCCCACCGAAGAGACAUGCUUCUUCUCCGAUGGGCAGACGUAAGUGUGAGGACCUCUUGAACAUAUUGCUAUGAGGACUGACUAAGCAUGUAGUGCCACAGACUUAUGAUUACAUGGGAUCUUGUUUUCUUUAGCUCCCAUGUCAAGGGACAGGGACCCCUACGGCCCACCCCCUCCCCGCAGAGAGUCUAUGUCCAGAAGGGAUGAUUACCCAUCACCAAGGGAUGAAUAUUACAGCACAAAGGACAGGUGGGUGUGCCCGUUCAACAAAUAUCUCACUACCAGUUUGUGGUUGGUUACACAUUCUGAAUGUAAGUUCUUAGAAAAUCUGUCACAUUGCUUGUUUACACAAGUACCAUGUUUUCCCAUUUGACAGCUAUUCUAGCCGGGAAUAUGUGAGUUCCAGGGAUACAAGGGACUACGCACCAACACCAAGGGACUAUCCGCCAAGGGAUUAUCCCCAAUCCAGUUCCCGCGAUGAAUAUGGGUCAAUGUCAAGGGGCUACAGGUAUGUUUGACUUGUGACUCUAAAGAUUGGCUUAGGUUUACGUUGGCAUGAAUGUGAAGUAACGUUACACCAUUCCUUUCACCAGUGAUGGUUAUGGGGGAGGCCGGGAACCCAAAAGCUAUAUGGAGCGCCCUAGUGCAGCCUCUUAUCGAGAGCCCUACGAUGGUUACGGUAAGAUUGACCACUUAAAUGUAAUGGAGAAAAGUUGCUCUAGUCUCACAACCUGCUCAAUGUGGCCCUGGGAGCUGGUGACCGUAUAUGCAUCACAAGAGUCGAUGGAAACGUCCAACAAAGCUUCUUGACCAGUCAUUGUUCGUUCGACAGUGUCACAGAGUAAUCCCUCAAGGAAUCAUGCACAUAAGUCUGUUUUUUGGGGGUGAAACGACCCUCACAAAACCAUCAAGACCUCACUGAAAAACCGCGUGACCAAUGUGCGACUCGAACAACUGGAAUUCUAAAAGGAAAAGGCAGCUACUCAACAAAACAUGGCAUGCUGAAAGGGGUUUCAUUGCGUAUUUUAUGUUCCCCUAAGCUUGGAUAAAUAAUCGGCCAAAGCACCUAAAUGUUCAGUGUAAAGUUUUGUUCAGAUCCCUAGCAUAUUGGAGAUUUAAACCUAUAGUUACAAUUGAUAGUCAUUAAGAAAUACUCACGGAAAAGAUUGGCUCAUAACAAUUCAGCAAAGUGUGUGAAGUGAAACUUGCCAAUUACCUGACCCAUUGACCCUGCAGGUAACUCACGCAGCGCCCCACCCUCAAGGGGCCCACAACCAUCCUACAAUGGCAGUGGCGGAAGCAGUCGCUAUGACGACUAUGGCAGCAGUUCCCGGGAUGGCUAUGGCAGUCGUGAAAGUUACCCCAGCAGUCGGAGUGAACCAUACCCUCCUAGCCGUGGUGAGCGAAUGGGCAGGCAGGAGCGGGGGCCAGCACCCCCAAUCGAGAGAGGCUACCCUCGUGAAGCGUACAGUGGCUCAAGUCGCGGGGCGCCCCGUGGCGGCCGCGGUGGCAGCAGAGUCGAUAGAGGAAUUGCCCGCAGCAGAUACUGA